UGGAGAGUCGGGGGGAGCAUCGACCAUGGGCGGCGGUGGGGGCGGCGGUAGCACCCUUGGCGGCGGCACCCUGGGCCACGGCACCGCGAUGAGCAGCAGCACGGUCGGCAUGGGCCCUCUCCCCGGCACCCUGAUGCAUGGCGCCUCCGGCGGAGGCGUGGGCGGCGGCAAUCCCGGCAACGUUUACGGCAAUGGCAACAACGGAGUGGUCGGCCAGAAUACCGCUCCCGGCUCCGUGAUCGACUCGCGGGCCGUGUCCGUGGUGGUCACGCUGCCCGGCGGCCCGGGUGCCCAGCAUCCGGGCCAGGCGCUCAGCGACUACGGUCCCAUAUAGUUAAUGGUACGCCCGGACACCGCGCACUGGGUUUCGACCAGCAGUUUUAGCCAGCUGUAGCCGCUCAAGUUGGUCGACUCGCACGCCCGGCCUCUGUCUCACUCGCACUUCUAGGCUCUCACUCGCACACUCCAUCCCCAUCUCGCUCGCUCCCGCUUUUUGGUUAGGGCCCUCUUAGCAAAGGUUUUCAAGAAAUGCCAUAUUAAUUCGAGUAGCCGUAGUUUGAUUGUUGAGUGGAAAGCGCAACAAGAGCAGCUCGUUGUCCCAAUACCCAUCGAUUUGGCGGAAUCAGGAAUCACACUAUUACGUUUUCUGAAUUAGCAUUUAUUUUCAUGAAACUUUUCGAAUCUUGGAAAUUAGUUGCACCACAACUUUUACUAAGCAUUUAAUUCCAAUCCAAUUAAUUUGUAACACUUAAAGAAAUUGUGAUCUUCUGUACUAUACCUAUAAUUUUUAGCCUAACUAGGUCCAAAUUUAUUUCAAUUCCGCCAAAUUGCUUCUGAGUUGAAAAUGGAAAUAACAAUAAGCAUUGAGAUGUGUUAGGCAACCAAUCUGCAUACAAGAUUCUAGUCCAAAAAAACCUUUGUCUUCAAAAGCAGAUGAGCAAAGAGCUUGGGCGUAGCGAAAGGCUACUAGCCACAGUUAAAAUUAUAGAUCGAAUCCAGUUGAAGCGCGUUUGUUCUACCUGCCAUUUACUGAUUUCCUAUCUGAAUAUUCAUAUUGCCACCUUUUCUGUUGUUAAUCCCUUCCACAAACACUUUCCUCAACGAAAUAGACUGAGAAACGCAAAAACCAAUUAAUUAACCGCCACGUAGAGCACUCGGGGUAAAGUAGCGAGCGGAAUCUGCCCACACUGCCAAGUCAGAGCCACGAGCCAUAUUUCGAAAUUACAACUAACUUUUAAUCAAACUAACUACACUAUUAACCUUAACCUAACGUAAACACUUAACAUUACGAACGCAUACAAAAAUUAAAUAAAAAAGAAAAAGAAAAUGAAACACUUCGAAUGCCCAUAGAAAGUUAGUUGCGAUUUUAGGGUUGUCGCAUUAUCAAAGAACAGGCACUCAGUGUUGCCAGAUACCAUUUGUAAAUUAUUUAACGUAAUCUAAGGCAUUAUCCAACACUAAGUUUUGUACAUAUUUUCAAACCGCGCGUAGUUCAUAAACGUAUUUUUUUGUUCGGAGAUGUGAAAUUCCCCGAAACUAAAGUAUAAUAUAGUAACAUGCAUUUCAGCAUCAAAAGCAACUCUGCAUUAAGCUCAAAAAUUGAAUUUAGUUUUUACACAAAACCCAAAAAGAGAAAUUCUACCAUUCAAGUAAAUGAUUAAAUGAAAAUUGCCAACUUUUGCAGCCGAAGCAGGGCAUUUCUUUGCAUUUAUAAAAGAAGCAAAAACAAAAAUUGUAUAAAGCUAAAACUUUUAUAUAAGAGUAUUAAAUUAAAUGUAACCUUAGUUGUAGACAAAAUCGAAGAGAAGGGCAAGCAAAAGCAAAACGAAAUAUCUAUCAAGAAUUAAACACUAUUGUAUUUAAAUUUAAUAUUUAUAUUACAUGGUAAAAGCAACAAUUUAACUGUUAGCAAUUCAAACCAUUUCACAUACGAAACAAAAAGGAAGGGAUGAAAUUAUAUUAUAAAUUAUAUAAUAUAGCAACUAUGUGUGUAAUGUUUUUUAGCAACUAUAACUACUUCUAUUUACAAAACAAAAACAUGCUAAAGCUGUAAUAAAACAAUAUACAAAAUA
This is a messenger RNA of Drosophila sechellia, 2072 nucleotides long. RefSeq names its product frizzled 2 (gene fz2). The record is from RefSeq and is a predicted model, not a curated record. The transcript has a single exon. NCBI's taxonomy places the organism in Eukaryota, Metazoa, Arthropoda, Insecta, Diptera, Drosophilidae. Bases 26 to 334 code for a protein of 102 amino acids.